CGAGUUGCAAUGUGCAGUUUAUGCUGAAUGUAUGCUGUACAAUAAUUCAGGCUGGGAUGAAGCCUAUCCUGAUUUUAUCUAUCUUUUUUGUGGUAGUGAAAGGGUCUCACUUCCGCGGAGGUAUUUUUACAUGGCGGCAUAUUUCUGGAAAUGAGGUCCGAGUCAAACACAGAAUGUCAUGGAGGAACACAUUUUAUUCUCCCGUUUGUGAUGAUGAUUAUAAGGAUAGUGGAACAAAUAGGACUUUCGGUACUGUCAGCUGUUUUAGUGGAUGUAGCGGUUUUACAUGGAAUACUCCUUCCCUCUUGUCUGUCUGUACAGAUUUCAGUACCUCUGAAGAUUGGGCAACAUACGAAGGGGAAUUCGAUGUUUCUCUACCAUCUUCAUCGACAUCCUAUUUCAUUGGGUACGAUUCGUGUUGUUGGAUAAGCUCACUGGUGUUGAACUCCAACUCCAACUGGAGGAUAGCAACACGUGUAGACCUUACAUACCGACAAGACAUAGGUGGUAUCAAUACAUCUCCAGUAACAGCCAUGCAACCUAUCGUACGUCUUCAACGUGGUUGCAGUCAUAGUAUUAAAAUACCAGUUGCUGAUGAUGACGGAGACACAGUGAGAUGUAGAUGGGGACGAAAUUCACCAGAUGAUGAGUGUAGCGGAAUCUGUAAUUCUUUUCCGGGUGCUGUUUUAAAUGAGGCAACCUGUACAUUAAAUUAUUCCUCAGUGUCGAAUUCAGCUGGUUAUUAUGGCGUGGCUAUUCAGAUCGAAGACUUCGCUUCACCUUCAUCAUCUAUUCCACUAAGUAGCAUUCCCCUUCAAUUCCUGGUUGAAGUCUUUGAUUCUUCAAGUGCAUGUGCCUCGGCACCAACUUUUAUUUCACCAACGCCACCUGAUGGAAGGUGCUACGAGUCAGUUCAGGGCGUGACUUUUAGUGUAGAAAUUCGAAUCAGGACUGGAACCAGUAGCCAGUACAUCCAAGAAGUGGCUACGCAGUCCCCAGUUGGUGUUACCAAGUCCAGCAUCCAAGCCAUCUCCCAGACGGAUUACUACAUUACACUGAGGUGGACACCUACUAGCAGUCAACAAGGGUCCUACAUCAUCUGCUUCACAGCUGAGGAUAACUUGGGUUUAACAACGGAAUCACGAUGCAUUACUUUGAAUGCUGUUGGUUCCAGUACAUUGCCCUCGAUUGUCCUGGGCAGUCAGACACCUUCAGGAUCAGUAUAUGGCGAUAACCACCAGUGGUCUUUGAGAUAUUCGAAUUACUUUGUGCGCCCUUCAACAUCCACAUUCAUCAGAAUCUACGAAUCCAGUGGAUUACUAGUGGAACGGGUUGACGUCACAUCUUCAGCUGUUGUUUACCCACAAUCCACCAGCGGAAGACAGUUGUCAUUCUCCACUAACUACACCUACCAAAGAGGACGUUCCUAUUAUAUACAGUUUGACGAAGGCGUAGCCAAUAGAGAACUCGGUUGCAGUGUAAAAUCUCCGGCUAUUCAAAGCACUACGUUUUGGACUUUCUCAAUAUAUUACGUUCGCUGCAGUGACAAUCCUUGUAGCAACAGCUACCAAUGUACUGAUCUGGUUGGUGAUUACUCCUGUCAAUGUUACCCGGGAUUCACAGAUAAAAACUGUACCACAAAUAUUGAUGAAUGUUCGUCCAACCCUUGUUGGAAUGGCGGUACCUGUAUUGACGGCGUCAAUUCUUUCUCAUGUCUUUGUGAUUCUGAUCACUAUGGACCACUUUGUGGUGAACGUUAUAUAAGAUGUGGUGACAAUCCCUGUGAAAACAGCGCCACCUGUUCUGACGUAGUAGGUGGAUACAUGUGUUACUGCCCUAGUGGAUAUACAGGAGUGAAUUGUUCCACUAACACUGACGAAUGUGUCUCGAACCCUUGUCAAAAUGGUGGAACUUGUGUUGACAGAAUUGAUUCUUUCUCCUGUCUUUGUGAUCCUGAUCACUAUGGAUCCAUUUGCAGCGAACGUUACAUAAGAUGUCGAGACCAUCCCUGUGAAAACAAUGCCACAUGUUCUGACGAAGUGAGCGGGUACAGCUGUAAUUGUCCGAGAGGGUUCACAGGCGUGAACUGUUCUACUGAUAUCGACGAAUGUGAAACUGGUCCUUGUAAGAACAAUGCAUCUUGUUUAGACGGAAUAGAUUCCUACAAAUGUCAAUGUUAUCCGGGAUUUUAUGGGGAAAACUGCACGGAAAGGAAUUUGGUGAGACUAAUGGAUGGGAGUACUCCGUAUGAAGGGCGCGUGGAGAUCUUCAAUGAUGGAGUCUGGGGAACCGUGUGUGACGAUCACUGGGAUGACAAAGACGCGGCGGUUGUUUGUGGAAUGCUGGGAUACUCCAGAAAUAAUGCAAAAGGACUGUGUUGUGAAGUAUAUGGCAAAGGAGGGCCUCAGAUAUGGCUGGAUAACGUCGAAUGCCUGGGGACUGAACAAGAUAUUUUCCACUGCCAACACAUAGGAUGGGGAAAUCAUAACUGUGAUAACCAUGAAGAUGCAGCGGUUGUAUGCUCAUCAAAUGAUAAGCCUAUAAGACUUGUUGGCGGGCCAAGUCAAUAUGAAGGAAGACUUGAGAUUUAUUACAAUGGAGAAUGGGGUACUGUCUGUGAUGACUACUGGGAUGAGAAAGAUACUGCCGUGGUCUGUCAGUCACUGGGAUUUUCAUCAAAAAAUGCAGUUAGUAUGUGUUGUGCUAAGUUUGGAGAAGGAACGGGUCCCAUACUUUUGGACGAUGUGGAUUGCUUGGGAAGUGAGACAGAUAUCGGACAAUGCAAACACAGAGGAUGGAAGGUCCAUAAUUGUCAACAUUUAGAAGAUGUGUCUAUUAGAUGUUCACCUAAAGAAGAUCCAUCAACAAUUUUUUCUACGACACUGACAACAAACCCAAGGGAAUCAACAUUGCAGUCAACAACUCCUCCUGCAACAACAACAACAACAACACCAAUAAUGAUAACAACAAAGGAUACUGAUACAACUUCUAUUACCGAAAUUUCCAACAAAACCAUUCGACUUGUUGGAGGAGCUACUCCCUAUGAGGGCAGAGUUGAAGUUUACUACAACGGGGAAUGGGGAACAGUUUGUGAUGACGGUUUGGAAAACAGUGGUCAAGGGAAUUGGAAUAACUCUUUUUCUAAAGUGAUAUGCCGAUCUUUGGGAUAUUCCUCGUAA
Messenger RNA from Saccostrea cuccullata (small rock oyster), 3179 nucleotides. RefSeq lists its product as uncharacterized. NCBI's taxonomy places the organism in Eukaryota, Metazoa, Mollusca, Bivalvia, Ostreida, Ostreidae. Gene Ontology annotation, cellular component: membrane. The coding region runs from base 21 to 3179 and encodes 1052 amino acids. The record is from RefSeq and is a predicted model, not a curated record. The transcript has 22 exons. Gene Ontology annotation, molecular function: calcium ion binding.